Anguilla rostrata (American eel) is the source of this 2244-nucleotide messenger RNA. RefSeq names its product family with sequence similarity 114 member A1 (gene fam114a1). The transcript has 14 exons. NCBI's taxonomy places the organism in Eukaryota, Metazoa, Chordata, Actinopteri, Anguilliformes, Anguillidae. The record is from RefSeq and is a predicted model, not a curated record. Bases 156 to 1865 code for a protein of 569 amino acids.
ACUACAAGUCCAGUCGGAACAUGCGGCAAAAUAAAGUUCGGAAGUUCCCGAUGACGUCGCCCUCCACAACACCAAGGCAGGCUGGCGACGUGGCGAAGAGGCAGGGCGGAAGGAUAAAGAAUACGCGUUUGCCGGCUGUUCAGCAGAACUGAGUGAUGUCACACAGUGACUCUGAGGGCAGUGCCACCACAGAGAUGCCCCAGCACCUCUCCCUGCCCCUCGAGAGUGACCCCUCUUCUCCUGGGGACACGGAGACGUGUGACCCCCCCGCUCAGCCUGGACCCCUGCUGGACAAUGAAGGGAGCGAGGCGGCCAACCCUCCGAGGGAGGCAGAGUCCCAUGGGAACCAAUCAGAGAAUACGGCUGGCAUUCAGGUGACUGAGUGUACCGAAUCAGUGAGCCUGGAGCCAGAUGGACCUGUUGGGAGCGUUGUGGGGCAGGAUGGCGUACUACAGGACUCCUCUCAGAGCAGAGACAAAGGCUGGGGAGGUUGGGGUUCCUGGGGAAAGUCUAUUCUGACGAGUGCAACUUCCACUGUGGGCCAGGGGCUCAGUGCUGUGAAGGAGAAGGCGGGGGUCACCCUGCGCGUGCAGAGAACCUCUGUGUGCGAGGAGGUCGAGGAAGACCUGGCAGCCCAGACAGAUUCUGAUCCGGGGGAUCCUGGCGCGUCUGUGGGCUCCUCCGCCAUGGCAACCAGAGGAGUUCUCUCCACCAUCACCAGCGCUGUCCAAAACACAGGAAAGUCUGUUAUAACGGGAGGCCUGGAUGCGCUGGAGUUCAUCGGGAAGAAGACCAUGACGGUGCUGGCAGAGAGUGACCCUGGGUUCAAGAGGACCAAGACGCUAAUGCAGAGGACUGUGUCCCUGUCGCAGAUGCUGAAGGAGGCGAAGGAGAAGGAGAGGGUGAGGCUGAGCUCCCAGCCAAUCAGUGAGCCCACGGCGCAUUAUGGCAUUCUCUUUGACGACUUCCAGGGUCUGUCCCACCUGGAGGCGCUGGAGAUCCUGUCCAAUGAGAGCGAGGCUCAGGUGCAAGCAGCCCUGGUGUCGCUCGAGGACGAGACCUUGGAGGUUCUGAAGAAAGACCUGAUUGCCAUCAAGGAUGUCUUCUUAGAGGGAGCCAGUGAGAAGGAGCAGGAGGCGGAGUCAGAGGAAAAUGCUGCCAGUGGGGAGGAGUUUGUCAGUGUUUUGACAGAGCUUCUGUUUGAGCUGCAUGUUGCUGCUACUCCAGACAAACUCAACAAGGCUCGGAUGAGGGCACAUGAUUGGCUGAGGGAGGUGUCGCACCCCAGUGCGGGACAGGCUGCGGAAUCAGAGCCGAAGGACGGGAUGAAGGAGGAGCCAGAGGCGGGGCUGAGGGAGGAGCCAGAGGCGGAGCAUGCCAGUGAGCCCGCCCCUUCUGCAGGCCAGAGAGAGGAGGAGAACCAAAUGGAAAAUGGCCGCCCCGAGAGAGUGGAGGGUGUGUACCUGUCCGCAGUAGGCAGUCUGGCGGAGGUCACUGCUCGCAGCAUUGAGCAACUGCACAAGGUGGCUGAGCUGAUCCUGCAUGGACAGGACCUGGAGAAGGCAGCACUGGACCAGGCACACAUUCUCACCAGGCUGACCACGGCCAUGUGCAAGGAGGUUGGCUGUUUGUCCAAGAGUUUCUCCGACACCCUGCUCAUCGUGGGGACCCAAAAGAAGGCCGAGGAGCUCAACCCCAUGGUGGACAGCAUUUUACUGGAGGGCGCUAACAGCACCAGCUACAUCCAGAACGCCUUUCAGCUCCUACUGCCAGUGCUUCAGUUCUCCCAUAUCCAGACCAGCCGGGCCAGAACCGGCCCGGAGUCCGGCCGAGACCAGCAGGACUCAGACCAGCGUUCAGCCUGACUGCAGGUCCUCUUGCCUGCCUGCUUGCCACCCACCACAGCAGUAGUGUCAUUGCCGGAGCCUGUGCACGUAUGUAUUUAUGUAUGUAUGUAUGUAUGUACAGUAGUAAUAUAUGUGUGGUCUUUGGAAGGGAAGGAUAGUGGAUUAAUAGCAGUGAUGCUGUGUAUCUGCAGUGUCGUUUGCAUCUGCAUUGAUGGCCUCUUGCCUGGGUUUGCCCUUAUUGUAUGUUUUACCUUCUCUGUGGUUUUAAAGCUGCUCAACUGAGGUGAGCAGAGAGUACAGUAACUGCUCUCGCUGCGUAUGACUCACUGAUCUUAACCAGACGCUCGCUGCCCAUGACUCACUGAUCUUAUUAAACUUAGCUGUAUUCACUCAUUAA